This is a messenger RNA of Nothobranchius furzeri (turquoise killifish), 2006 nucleotides long. It is a transcript of the gene stard10, whose product is annotated as StAR related lipid transfer domain containing 10. Gene Ontology annotation, molecular function: lipid binding. Lineage: Eukaryota; Metazoa; Chordata; Actinopteri; Cyprinodontiformes; Nothobranchiidae. The record is from RefSeq and is a predicted model, not a curated record.
CGGGUUCUCCUCCUCCUCCUCCUUUUCUUACAUGUCCUCCUCCUCCACCUGCUACAGCUGCAACGUAGAGAUGGAGACCUUCCGCAUAUUAUUACUGUAAGCUCACGGAAAACCACCUGGGAGAGGAGGAACGGGAGAAACCAGGGAGGGGGAAGCAAAGGAGGUGCUUUUACGGCUGAAGGGGAGGCAGAAAGGCUCUGACAGGCGGAAACACUGAAACAUAUGGUUAGUGUGCAGAGGCUGUGUGACUGAGGGCUGCUGAAGCGGACAGAAACUUGUUCAGUCAGCUGAGAGGUGCAUUCCAACCUGAACAUCUCAUUUUUAACACUUGGUUGGCUUGCUAUUUUGCGCUCACCUGUGUGAUGCUUUUUUCACGCACACCUCUGUUUCAUUAGUUGUGCGGGGUGGACUGCGGUCAUUGGACGUGCUUGAACGCGCGCGCGCACACACACACACACACACACACACGCUCACAGCCCAUCACAAGACAAGCUACAGUCCACAAAAGCUUCUCACAGGGAGAAAAUCAAAUUAGCCUGUUUAUUCCAUCAGAAGAAGCUUCUACUUUUUUUUAUUCUCCGCUGACUGAUAGUUCCACCGAGGUCCGGUCUUUGUUCUGAUCUGCUCUCACGGUUACCGAGCCAUGUCUGGAAACACGGUGACCAUCCCGGACGACAGGGCGUUCGCCAGCUUCAAGGCGGAGUGUCUGUGUGAGGAGGGCUGGAGUUUGACCUGCAGCAAGGGGGGGAUCACGGUGUGGACUCAAGGUCUGGAGGAAGGGAAACCCGUCCACAAAAUCAAGUGUCGCAUGGUGUGUAAAGACGUGUCGGCGGAGACGAUGUACGAUGUACUCCAUGACACUGAAUACAGAAGAAAAUGGGACUCAAAUGUGAUUGAGACAUUUGAUAUUGGGAAGCUCACCGUCAACGCGGAUGUUGGUUACUACUCAUGGAAGUGUCCAAAACCUCUUCGGAACCGUGACGUCAUCACGCUUCGGUCGUGGCUGCCAAUAGGGAGAGAUUACAUUAUCAUGAACUACUCUGUUAAACAUGCCAAAUACCCUCCUAAAAAGGACAUGGUGCGAGCUGUCUCCAUUCAAACAGGCUACAUGAUCCAGAGCACAGGGCCUAACAGCUGUACCCUCACUUACUUGGCCCAGGUUGAUCCACGAGGUUCUUUACCCAAGUGGGUUGUCAACAAGUCUUUCAACUUCCUCGCCCCCCAUGCAAUGAAAAAGAUCAAUAAGGCCUGUUUGAAGUAUUCAGAGUGGAAGCAGAGACACAACCCAAACUUUAAACCCUGGCUGAACCCAGAACAGACUACGUUACCCAGCAUUUCAUUGUCGGAGCUGAGCAUCCAGCAUGCCGAAAGUCUGGAGAACAUUGAUGAGAGCUCAUUGCCUGAGACUCAUGAGAGGGAAGACAGCGACUAGAGAAAACACAUAUUCAUACAAACAGCAAUGCAGGGAUACAUAAAGCUUAAUACACACCCAUGAAUACAUGUAUGUAUGUUUGUAUGUGAUCCGGUUUGUAAAUUGUACAUUGUACAUAAACUACAUAUAUGGAUAUGUAUGUAGACGUUCAUGCACAAAGACAAACUCACUCGCAUAGUUACAUACAUAUUGUAUGAUUACAUUCACAUAAAACAGCAACACACACACACACACACACACACGCACGCACACACACACACGCACACACACACACACACAUAUGAUCAUACAAGUUAAACCUAUAUUUGGUGUAAUCAGAACUAAAAGUUUUUUUUUAAAAGAACAUCAACAUUUUAUAAUUAGGACAUGAGCAAAUAGUCAUCAAAAUGUUUGUGUUUAAAAGUUUAUUGACUAAACUGAAUACAAAAUUCAUUUAGUGACUCCUUGCAGCCUUUUAUUUUUAUGGAUUCACACAUGUAUGCUUGCCUGUAUUGUCUCUGUUGCUUGUUGUGUCUCCACCAAUUUGUAAGCACAUAAUAAAUAUUCAGGUGUGCAGAAGGCAGCUGGAACCUCA